AAGUGUGGUGAGAGCUUCAGUCAUUCAUCAAGCCUCAUGACCCACUGACUGAAUUCUAUAGGGGAGAGGCUGUUUAAAUGUGAGGUGUGUAAGGAGAGCUCCACAGGCUAUUAAGAUUUCCCAACAUGCAAGAUCCAUCUGUGGUACCAGAGCUAAACAACUACAUGGAGAAGAAACCACUCAAGUGUGAGGUGUGUGACCGAACCUUUUCACAUCCAUCAACGCUCAUGCAACACCGACGUAUUCACACAGGAGAGAAACCAUUCAUAUGUGAGGUGUGUGACAAAUCAUUUUCACGUUCAUCGCACUUUCGUGUACACCAACGCAUUCACACAGGGGAGAAACCAUUCACCUGUGAGGUGUGCAACAAAUCCUUCUCAGAGUCAGCAACCCUCCGCAAACAUCAACGCAUUCACACAGGGGAGAAACCAUUCACGUGUGAUGUAUGUGAUAAAUCAUUCUCGCGGUCAUCAAUUCUCCGCGCACACCAACAUACACACACUGGGCAGAAGCUGUUCAUCUGCAAGGUAUGUCACAAAGCCUUCACACUGUCAUCAAAUCUCCUGCGCCAUCAGACAGUGCACACUGGGGAGAAACCCUUCAAGUGUGAGGUUUGUGAUAAAGCUUUUGCAAUAUCGACAAGGCUCCUCAUUCAUCAGAGCAUACAUACCGAAGAGAAACCCUUUCGGUGUGAGGUUUGCGAGAUGGCUUUCACUCAAUAUUCCCAUCUCCUGACACACCAGAGGAUUCACACAGGGGAGAAACCAUUUAAAUGUGAAGUGUGUGAACGAGCCUUCACACAGUCAUCAACACUCAUGCAACAUCGACGCAUUCACACUGGGGAGAAACCAUUCACAUGCGAAGUCUGCAACAAAUCAUUCUCGCAGUUAACAAACCUCCGUGCACACCAACGCAUUCACACAGGGGAGAAACCGUUCAGAUGCCAAUUGUGUGACAAAUCAUUUUCGCGGUCGUCGACCCUCCGUGACCAUCAACGCAUUCAUACAGGGGAGAAACCAUUUACAUGUGAGCUGUGCAACAAAGCCUUCAGACACUUUUCGACACUCCUGGUUCAUCAGAGGAUCCACCUAAGAUACUUUAUCAAUUUUAUUCAUUACAAAUCAGAAGGAUUGCACCGUACUACACCAGAGAAUACAGAGAGGAUACAGACACUGCAGAUCGAUCCUGACCAUCACGCAAGGAACAACUACAUAACUGUAGGAAGACAUCCAGUCCCUUUACAGCAUUGCUCAACACAGAGAAAGUUGGGCAGUGAAACCAUCAUCUGGAAAUCAGUCAGGUCAGGGGAGCUUGGACAGAUCAUCAGAUCUGAAAGUGGCGUGCCACAAGCUUUUACAAAGUCAUCGACCCUCAUGAACCAACAACACACUCACACAGGACAGAAGCAGGUUGACCAUGAUGUGUGUGAUCAGGUGUUUGCACAAUCAUCGGGCCUGCACAUUCCCCAGCAAAUUCAUUCUGUGGUGAAACCAUAUAUGUAUGAGGUGUGUGACAAAUCAUUCUCUGAAUCUUUGACCCUGCGCAGACACCAACACAUUUACACCAAGGAAAAGCCUUUCAUGUGCAAGGUGUGUGACAAAUCAUUCACACAGUCAUCGAACCUGCUCGUACACCAACGCAUUCACACUGGGGAGAAACCAUUUACGUGCAGUGUGUGUGUCAGAUCAUUCUCGAACUUAUCAACCUUGAACAAACACCAACUGAUUCACACAGGCGAGAAACCAUUCUUAUGCAAGAUGUGUGGUAAAUCUUUUGUGCAGUCAUCGACUCUCCUCGUGCAUCAGCGCACUCACACAGGGGAGAAACCAUUCAAAUGUGAGUUGUGUGAGAAAUCAUUCUCGGCAUCGUCAAGCCUCCGUAAACACCAACGGAUCCAUAGCGGGGAGAGACCAUUCACAUGUGAGGUGUGUGAGAAAUCAUUCUCAUCAUCAUCAAACCUCUACUCACAUCACCGCAUUCACACAGGAGAGAAACCUUUCAAGUGCAAGGUAUGUGACAAAUCAUUUACAGAGUCUUCGACUCUGCACAGACACCAACGCAUUCACACAAGGGAAAAGCCUUUUACAUGUGAGGUGUGUAACAGAUCGUUUGCACAGUUAUCAAUCCUGUUUGUACACAAACGCAUUCACACUGGGGAGAAACCAUUUACAUGCAACGUGUGUAUCAAAUCAUUCUCGAACUUAUCAACCCUGAACAAUCACCAACACAUUCACACAGGCGAGAAACCAUUCUCAUGCAAGGUAUGUGGUAAGUCUUUUGCACAAUCGUCAAGCCUCCUUGUGCACCAACGUAUUCACACAGGGGAGAAACCAUUCAUGUGCAAAGUGUGUGUCAAAUCAUUCUCCAGUUCAUCAACCUACCAUUUACAUCAACGUAUUCACAGUGGGGAGAAGCCAUUCAAAUGUGAGGUGUGUGACAAAUCAUUCUCAGCCUCAUCAAGCCUCAGUGUACAUCAACGUAUUCACACAGGGGAGAAACCAUUUACGUGUGGUCUGUGUGAUAAAUCAUUCCCUGACUCAUCAAGACUCCUGCUUCAUCAGAGGAUUCACACGGGGGAGAAACCAUUCACAUGCGAGGUAUGUAGUAAAUCAUUCUCAGUGUCGUCACGCCUUCAAGUACACCAACGUAUUCAUACAGGGGAGAAACCAUUCAGGUGUGAUGUAUGCAAUAAAUCAUUCUCACAGACACUGACUCUGCGUCUACACCAAAGGAUUCACACAGGGGAGAAACCAUUUACGUGUGAGAUGUGCGACAAAUCAUUUUCACGGUCAGAGAAUCUCCGCAGACACCAACGCAUCCACAGAGGGGAGAAACCAUUCAUAUGUGAAGUGUGUGAAAAAUCAUUCUCAGACUCAUCAAGACUCCUGCUCCAUCAGAGGAUUCACACGGGAGAGAAACCAUUCAGAUGUGAGGCGUGUGGCAAAUUAUUCUCGUCAUCAUCAAACCUCUGCUCACAUCAACAAAUUCACCCAGGGGAGAAACCUUUCAAGACAAAUCCUUCUCAUAGUCAGGAUUGCUCUCCACUCAUCAAUGAACCCACAUAGGGGAGAAACAAUUCAACCAAGUUGUGUAAAAAUUGUUCUUGUGGUUAGACAGUCUCCACAUACUGCAGCACAUCUGCACAGGAGAGAAACCAUUCAUGUAUGAUUGAUGCAACAAAUUGUUCUCAAGAUCUAUGGACCACCUAGAGAAUACACACAGGCAUGUAACCCUUCAAGUAUGAUGUUUGUGAUGAAUUUUUCAUUGUGUUCUCCACCAAAUGGAACACUGAAGGAUUCACACAGAGAAUCUCUUAAGGUGCGAUAUUUGUGAGCAUAUCUCCUUGUCAUUAAUACAUGAACACAGGGGAGGAACCUCGUGCUGUGAAUUCUGACAUGAAGCAUUCACGCAGUUGUUGGACCAUUUAGAGCAUUGGCGAACCCACAUGAGAACUACCUCGUGAAGUUCUUGCAAAUCCAUCCUCAGAGUGUGUGAACCUUUACACAGUCUCACAGCGCAGGGUGUUCAGUGGGACUGGGACACAGAACAAGAAGCAGCUUUCACUCCCAUCAAACACCUCGUGAUGACAUCACCAGUGCUGAGGGAUUAUGAUGUCAACAAUGGAGCCACCCUGCAGUGUGAUGUCAGUGACACAGGACUUGGAGCAACCUCCAUGCAGUGAGGGUAACCCGUUGUGUUUGUAUCCAGAGCGUUAACGUAUACUGAAUACACUACAAUGACUAGGAACAUAGGAACAGGAAUAGGCUGUUCAGCCCCUCAAGCAUGUUCCAUGAUUCAAUGAGAUCAUGGUUGAUGUGUGGCCUAACUCGAGAUAUUUACCUUUGGCCCAUAUCCCAUAACACAUUUGCUGACAAAAAAUUAUCUAUCUUAGAUUUAAAAUUAACAACUGAUCCAGCAUUAACUGCCAUUUGUGGAAGAGGAUUCCAAACAUCUACCACCCUCUGUGCUUCUGAACAUCUCUCCUGAAUGGUCAGGCCCUAAUUUUUAAAUAUAGCCCCUAGUUCUAGAAUCCCCAACCAGUGGAAAUAGUUUAUCUUUAUCUAUUGAGAAACAUAUGCUGGCUAUUGUUUUUUCCUUGUGAACAUCUCAACCUGAACCUGUUGGAGGAGAGAAAGUGAUGUUAAAGACUGACCACAAGACAAUUCAAAUCAUUCUUUCUCAAACCAAUUCUAUUUGUGACAAACUGUUUCUAAAGGAUGUUACUUCAUUUGGAGAGCUAUCACUUGGAAAUGAAAAACAAGCAAGGGAAGCAGAUGUACAUCGCUGACAUGCUGUUGAGAGCUACACUCUCUUUGAAGUAAGUUGAUGUUGGUACACAACUUGAUGUUGGUAUUCAAGAUCCAACAAGGAAUAGCAGCAUUUCAUGCUCUGGGAAUCAUCAAUCCAACGGAGACAUUGACCUAGAUCUUGUGCUCUCUAGAGUAUUGGAGAACAGACAAACAACUCAAGAUGUAUAUUGUGAUCACUUCCAAGUUCUGACACAUUGAACCCCAUCCAAAUCCCCCCAUUGUACUCGAUCUUCUCCCUGACCUCACUCUCCUCACUCUUGACUCUCCCCAACCCGACUCGACAACAUCCAUGUCCAAAGUUGAUAAGUUGCCAAUGCCCGCUACAACCUGCAUGCUUAACCUGACCUAAACUUGUGCACCAGCAGGUAACCCCUGACCUGACCACUCACAUAUGGACAUCCCCAACCUCCCUAUGACUCUCCUCACACUUCACCUACCCCACUAAGCCUAUCCACAUCCCAAUUUACCUCAGAGAUUGCUGCACUGAUUCUCAUCAGUGCUGUCUGUGUGGAUUUCUGUCCUGUCAAGGAAUUAAGUUCAGACUGAACAAGGUAAGAGGAAGUGCAGUACUGGCCAAACAUGAGCAAUGAGAUGAAGGCCACAUCAGCCAGUGCAGUGCGUGUAAUGAACAUAAACUAAAUAAGAUAGCGCUGUUCAUGAUUUGUGACAUCCCCGACAGCCCAUGGAUGAAGCUUGGAGUACAGCUCUUCACUGUCACUGGAACUGAUUAUCUUGUCACUGUUAAUUACUAUUCAGACAGCAGGGAGUUCGAGCAGCUGAGGUCACCAACUCCCAGUGAGAUUAUAGAAUAUCUGAAAGCACACUUCAGUUGUCAUGACAUUCCUGACAUCGUGAUCAGUGACAAUGACCUGAAUUCACGAGUGAAGAAUCAGACUCUCAUGAAUGCUUGGGAAAUUUAGCACCAUCCAUUAGCUACACACAACCCCAGUCAAAUGGAAAGGCUGAGGCAUCAGUGAAAAUUAGCAAAUAGAUCAACAAGAAAUCAACUAGAUCCAGUUGUGUAUAAGGCAAACUUGGAGUCAAAAACAUAUGUGCUAUGAAGGCUUGGAAAGUUUCCAGUUAAAUGACUUAAUGUCACACCAUAUUGUACUAUACUUCCACUUGUAAGGAAAACUACUGAGGCCAGAAACAGUAAAAACAGUGAGUGAUAAGAUUAAAUUAAAAUGACAGGAAGCUGAAUUUCACUUUGAUAAAGCUGCUGAAGUAUUGCCUAAACUGAAAGUUUGAGAGCCAGAGUGGAAACAUUCGAUGUUCUCAAACAAAGGUCAACCCGAAAAGAAAUUCGGGAACUGUGUUAAGACAUUGUCGUUUCGAUUAUAUACAGUGAAAGUGAAUGACCAGGUUUGUUGUCUCAAUGUAUAUGCAACCGGAGAAGCUAGUCACAAACAAACAACCAAAAGAACUGCGGAUGCUGUAAAUCAGGAACAAAAACAGAAGUUGCUGGAAAAGCUCAGCAGGUCUGGCAGCAUCUGUGAAGAAAAAAUCAGAGUUAACGUUUCGGGUCCGCUUAUGGAGAAGCUAGUCCCCUGCAUGAGACAGCUGAUGAGACAGAUCAGAUUUCACCGAAUGAGCAAGGAACCGAAACGUCAUCAGUCCACGAGAUAAACAUUCCCCAACAAAUGCACUUAUCAGCAGCAGUCAUUACCCAACAACAAAAGGCAGCAACAUUCUCCAGAAAGAUUGUGUAGGAUCAAAGUACAUGGGACCAUGACAGGAAAGUUAGUUUAGAAGUUACUUUUCAGUGAAACUUAGAGCAAGCUGCAUUUUUUCACAAAAUGACAAAAUUCACUCACAAACAGAAUGUGGCCAACAUCCUCACACGAAUGUGAAGUUGCUGAUAAGAACAUAAGAACGAGGAGCAGGAGUAGGCCAUCUGGCCCCUCAAGUCUGCCCCGCCAUUUAAUAAGAUCAUGGCUGAUCUUUUUGAGACUCAGCUCCACUUACCCGCUCACUCACCAUAACCCUUAAUUCCUUUACUGUUCAAAAAUUUAUCUAGCCUUGCCUUAAAAACAUUCAGCGAGGUAGCUUCAGCCACUUCACUGGGCAGGGAAUUCCACAGAUUCACAACCCUUUGGGUGAAGAAGUUCCUCCUGACCUCAGUCCUACAUCUGCUUCCCUUUAUUUUGAGGCGAUGCCCUCUAGUCCUAGUUUCGCCUGCUAGCGGAAACAACCUCCCUGCCUCCACCUUAUCUAUUCCCUUCAUAAUCUUAUAUGUUUCUAUAAGAUCUCCCCUCAUUCUUCUGAAUUCCAAUGAGUAUAAUCCCAGUCUACUCAGUCUCUCCUCAUAAUCCAACCCUCUCAACUCUGGAAUCAACCGAGUGAAUCUCCUCUGCACCCCCUCCAGUGCUAGUAUAUCUCUUCUCAAGUAAGGAGACCAAAACUGCAUACAGUACGCCAGGUGUGGCCUCACCAGGACCCUAUACAGCUGCAGCAUAGCCUCCCUGUUUUUAAGCUCCAUCCCUGUAGCAAUGACAGACAAAAUUCCAUCUGCCUUUUUAAUUACCUGCUGCACCUGCAAUCCUACUUUUAGCGAUUCAUGCACAAGGACACCCAAGUCCCUCUGCACAGCAGUGUGCUGCAAUUUUUUACCAUUUAAAACAUAGUCCAUUUUCCUGUUAUUCCUACCAAAAUGGAUGACCUCACACUUAUCAACAUUGUACUCCAUCUGCCAGACCUUCGCCCACUCACUUAGACUAUCUAUAUCCCUCUGCAGACUUUCAGUGUCUUCUGCACACUUUGCUCUACCACUCACCUUAGUGUCAUCUGCAAAUUUUGACACACCAUACUUAGUCCCCAACUCCAAAUCGUCUAUGUAAAUUGUAAAUAAUUGCGGUCCCAACACUGAUCCCUGAGGCACACCACUAGCCACUGACCGCUAACCAGAAAAACACCCAUUUACCCCUACUCUUUGCCUUCCACUGGUCAACCAAUCCUCUAUCCAUGCCAAUACAUUACCUGUAAUACCGUGCAACUUUAUCUUAUGUAGCAGCCUUUGGUGUGGCACCUUGUCAAAUGCCUUCUGGAAAUCCAGAUACGCCACAUCCACAGGUUCCCCACUGUCCACCAUGCAAGUAAUGUCCUCAAAGAAUUCCACCAAAUUAGUUAAACAUGACCUACCCUUCAUGAACCCAUGCUGGGUGUUUCCAAUGGGACAAUUUAUAUCCAGAUGUCUUGCUAUUUCUUCCUUAAUGAUAGAUUCAAGCAUUUUCCCCACUACCGAAGUUAAGCUAACUGGCCUAUAGUUACCUGCUUUUUGUCUGCUUCCUUUUUUAAACAGUGGCGUCACAUUGGCUGUUUUCCAAUCUGCGGGAACCACCCCAGAAUCCAGUGAAUUUUGGUAAAUAAUUACUAGUGCAGGAUUACAUGCAAAUAAAAAAACAGUAUCAUGUGGACUCCUGCUUUGGCACAAACAUGAACAUUGCAGUAUGAGCUCUAAUAAGUAAAACCUCAAUCAGAUAAAAGAAACAUGAGGUCCCAAGUCUUAUUGUCUUGUUUUAAGUGGUCCCUUGACUAACAGAUUGACUUACAUAAGACCAUAAAAUGUUGCAGAAGUAGGUGAUUCAAGCUCAUCGAAUCUGCUCAACCACUCAGUGAAAUCAUGGUUGAUCUGAUAAUCCUCAAUUCCAAUUUUGUGCCUUUUCCCCAUAACCCUAAUUCCCUUACUGAUUAAAUUCCGUCUCUCUCAGCCUUGAAUAUACUUAGUAGCUCAGUCUUGAUUGCCACUCUGUCGUAAAGAAUUCCACAGAUUCACCAUCCUCUCAGAAAAGAAAUUCCUUUGCAACUAUGUCCUAACUGGGUAAUCCAUUACUCUGAAAUUAUGACCUCUGGUCCUGGACUCUCUGACGAGGGAAACAAACUCUCAGCAUCUACCAUGACAAGCUCCUGAAGAAUCCUAUGUGUUUCAGUAGGUUGCUUCCCAUUCUUCUGAACUCCAAUGUGUACAGGCACAUCCUACUCAACUCUCCUCAUAAGAAAAUCCAUUCACACGUGGAAUCAAUCUCGUGAAUCUUCUCUGGGAUGCCUCCAAUGCCUGUUCACAUUUUCUUGGAUAAAGGGACCGAAACUAUUCACAAUAUUCUAGGGAUCGUCCUGAAACGUCAGCUUUCCUGCUCCUCUGAUGCUGCCUGACCUGCUGUGUUCAUCCAGCUCUAUACCGUGUUAUCUCACAAUAUUCUCGGUAUGGUCUAACGCAUGCCUUGUAUAGUUUUAACAAGAUUCCCCUAUUUAUAUGCUAUUCCAUUUGAAGUAAGCCAACAUUCCUCUGAUAUUUCCCAAAAGAUAAUUGCUCCUUGACCCUAGUUUUCAAGAAUAAGUAUAAGAUAGCAUAUUUUAGAAAUUUACGCAGGCACUAUCAUUACAAUUGGUUGUUCUCUUCACCUAACCUGGGACAGUGAUAAGGAAUAGUCUAUUAUUUAUUAAAUGACCAUCUUCUAUGUAAUGUUUAAGUAUAGAAUGCCACAAAUUUAUUAUAACUAUCUCAAUGUAACUCAAAUCAUUUGGAGUUUCACUGGAUUUGGUCACAUUCAUUUCAGAUUCACAGAUCAACAAGUUUCACUCCCCUGGUGAUCAAAGUUUGAACAACAUCCUUAUAAUUUUUUAAGCGUGUUAUAUCUGUAAAAGUCUAGUUUGAAUGUUGUCUUCACUUGUUGAAAUAAGAACUAUCUAUCUUUUCAGGGAUUAUUUAGCCUCCUAAUUUGUACUCUUUGUGUAACCACGAACUAAUGCUUUCUUACUAUAUAAAUUAGUGCAUACUUAAAUUGUCUCAUCUAGUUAUCUGUAUCCAAAUUCCUUUUAGGUAUGGUAAGUAUAUUUGCUCAGAGGUUCCACUGGAUCUUUACAAUAUCAGGAAAAAUUACAAUCUCACUAAAAAAAAAGGAAUUUAGACAAGGGGGAUAUUCUUGAUUAUUUUCUUCCUUUGGGUGGGUGACAAGUUGGAUUCUGAGGGCCGAAGUUACCUGCCAUGGUGUCCAACUCCUUCAAGUUGAAGUUGAGGGGAAUUAGGCAAGGAAUACACCUGAUCUCAAUAGCUGAACAUAUGGAUUUACCAUUGUAAGACAACAGCAGACACCAGAUUAACAACUACUCAAACAUGUACCAUGAGAAAAGCUGAAUGCUUUAAAGAUCAUGUGUGCAAUGCAUGUGUAAGGAUAGACAGAACUGAACAGGCAAGAAAAAACAAACAGAUUUUGUUGUUCCUAUACAAUUUUUUAAUGAAAUGUUUGUGUGUCAUAAUUUGAAAAAGAUACUGCAUGCAAUUUUUGCCUUUAUUUGUGGAAAGGAGAAUAUUUGGACAAAUAUGUUUAUAUACCAUGGUUUCGUAUAUGACUGUAACCUCUGAUGUCAUCUUACAUAAGCAAACAUUUUAACUACACCAAUUUCACACACCAAUGGAGUAUUGAUUAAAAUUUAUAUUCCCUGAAUAUAUCUACACACUGUGGGUUGCUUGAGUUUGGGGAAACUGACCAGUGAAAUGGAGGUGACUUUGAGCAGCUGAUCAGAGAUUUUUAUUGUGGGAAUAGCAUUCUUCAUCCUCGGAGGCUUUCAUCAGUGUGGGAUUUGAAUCCUCAUAUACGUUUGACAGCAAUCAGAAGAGGAAUACCCACAACAUCCAAGGUGGUAGUGAUGUGCAGUAAUGGGAUCAGCACAUGCACAGGAGAGAGGGAGACAUGAAGGAGGAGGGCUGUGGGUGCAAUUUAUUUUUUUUCCUCCUCCUCCUCCCCACCUUCUUCCUCUCUCCCACCUCAUCCUGUUUCCUAUCUGUCCUUCUUCCUCAAUCCCCUUUCUCAUCCCUGCUCUCUCUCGGUUAUCUCUCCCCCGACAGCAAUAUAAAGAUGAGAGGGAUAGAGAGAAAGUGCACCAUCUUAAACUCUAUCAUAAAUAAAAAAUCAAAGGAGAAACCUCCUGUGACAUUACUGCAGAUUAAACCUCUACAAUCCUGCGGCAUCUGGACAGGGCCUUGCCACAUCGGAGAAUUUUCCAGACCAUGGGAGUUACAUGUCCAGUACACUUUGUCCUGUUACACUGAGAUUGAGCUGUGAUUGAAGUGGCGUGUGUGACCACCUUAGCUUUGUUGACUGACAUUCCUAAGGAGGAUGAAGUGUUGGUGGUGAAGAAAGACAAAUUUGAGAAGAUGUUUCAGAAUACCAGCACCCCCUGGUAGAGUUCUGUGAGUGACAAGAAGAGAGGAUUUAACCAGGGCACUGCUAGUAAACUCCAGUGGUAACACAACUAUUUCCUCUGCAACUGGCAAAAAAACACUUGUUACUAAGUGCUGACCUUUAAAAUGAACUUCAGAAUUGCACUAAAGUCCUGUGGGUGACUGACCACAGAAGUUCCAGACUAGAGAGUGCCAGACAAAUAAGGUACAAUCUGUAAUUUAACUAUUUCUCGUGCUUAUGUAACACAACUGAAAUUAAUUAUUAUCUAUGAGCCUGUAAUUUGCUGAAGUAAUUGCUGGCCACAAUAUAUAGACUGGAAUCAUGAAUGCGACUGACUCUUGGUGUCUGAACACUCAAAAACCCUGAUUGUAAUGUGAAGAACCAUCUCAAACAGGCACAAUUAACAGAAACUCAACACUCUCACUAUUCCCAUCCGGGGUUGUGGUCAUUUCUGUGAUUGGUACCAGCUUCCUGGCUGAUGUUUAAUAAAUCAGUAUUAAAGUAGGCUUGAAGUAACUAACAUUUAAACUUCCAGUCACAGUCAAUUUCAGCCAGGUUAUGUCGACAAAACCAACACAGACUAAUGUAAACACUUGGUCACAACUGGUGUGCCUGUCUUUAUUCUGUGAUUUUAAAGGAGGUUUAAUUUUAAAAAAUUACAAAAAGCAUGUGACCAACGGAAGCAGUUUUAUUUAAGGGUGCUACGUUGCAGCCUGAUUGGCUUCUUGAUCAAUGCACUGUGUAAAUAUCCACUGGGGAAGUGUAUAAGUCUGAAGGUACUUUUUAAACCUCUUUGUCUUCGUAGAUUAAUCUCAGUAAUUAGUAUGCUAAUUUUUAUUAGUGUUCUGUAGGGGCUUUUAUACUUGAACUUUCAACUGUAGACAGUUCUCUACAGUCCCAUGUGGGAAUGGUCAGAAUGGUGGUUGACAAGAGGAAGGCAACAAUGACUGAAAGAAAUCUACAAUGGACAGCCUUGUGAUCACUACUUAGUGGACAGGGGUCAAAAAGACACAUUUGUCCUUUUUUAAUAUCUCCAAGAUCUUGCUAUUUUCCAACUGGGCUGAAGUUAUUUUGUCAAACUUUCGUCCAAUCAUAGGACCCCUACAGUGUGAAAAGAGGUCAUUCGGCCCAUCAGGUCUGCACCGACCUUCAGAAGAGCAUCCCAU
Messenger RNA from Rhincodon typus (whale shark), 11655 nucleotides. Its product is annotated as zinc finger protein 271-like. The coding region runs from base 126 to 3065 and encodes 979 amino acids. The record is from RefSeq and is a predicted model, not a curated record. NCBI's taxonomy places the organism in Eukaryota, Metazoa, Chordata, Chondrichthyes, Orectolobiformes, Rhincodontidae. The transcript is spliced from 4 exons.